AUCCGUGAAGAACAGGCGUGUAUGUGAACGUGCCAUGGUGCCAGGGUUGGAAAGAUGGCGGCUUCUGCGUUCCGCCGAGGUUUGCUGAGUACUGUCACUUCGUACAACAGGAAACACUCACACAGAAUACUGAGUAUCGCAGACACCAGCCACAGCUUUCAGGCGCACAGACAGCGGCUACAAUGCCGGGCCUGCGGCUUGACCGGCGGUGUUCAGCUGAUGAGAUUCAUGUCGUCACGGAACAGGCCUGAAGGGAAGAUUUUGGAAACAGUAGGAAUGUUUGAGGCUGUGAAGCAACACGGAAAAUAUGAAACGGGACAACUCUUUCUCCACAGUGUGUUUGGCUACAGAGGCAUCGUCCUGUUUCCCUGGCAUGCCCGACUCUACGACCGAGACAUCACUCCUCCCAUGUCUGACAGCAAACCUGAUCCCUCAGGAGCCCACGGUUCCAAGGAGGUGAAGGGAAAGACUCACACUUACUACCAGGUCCUGAUUGAUACCAGGGACUGCCCACACAUAUCUCAGAGGUCUCAGACAGAAGCGGUAACAUUUCUGGCCAACCAUGACGACAGCAGAGCCCUGUACGCCAUCCCAGGUCUGGACUAUGUGAGCCAUGAAGACAUCCUGCCCUAUAACUCCACAGAGCAGGUCCCCAUCCAGCAUGAGCUGUUUGAGCGCUUCCUCACGCACAACCCUGCCAAAUCUCCUCCAUUCGCAGCCAGAGACACUCUGAAGGCAUGGCAGGAGAAAAACCACCCAUGGUUGGAGCUCUCAGAUGUUCACAGAGAGACCACUGAGAACAUCAGAGUCACCGUCAUCCCCUUCUACAUGGGCAUGAGGGAGGCGCAGAAUUCCCACGUUUACUGGUGGAGAUACUGCAUCCGUCUGGAGAACAUGGGCAGCGAGGUGGUUCAGCUGAGAGAGAGGCACUGGAGGAUCUUCAGCCUGUCAGGAACCCUGGAGACAGUUCGAGGGCGAGGAGUUGUGGGCAGGGAGCCAGUUUUAUCCAAAGAGCAGCCAGCCUUUCAGUACAGCAGCCACGUGUCUCUACAAGCCCCCAGUGGUCAUAUGUGGGGCACGUUUCGUAUUGAGAAGACUGAUGGUUCCCACUUUGACGUUCGCAUUCCUCCUUUCUCCUUGGAGAGCAACAAGGACGACAAAGCGCCCCCUGCUGGCUACACGUUCUAACAGCGAGUACACGACCAAUGAGGACCAGACUUGCUUUUAGUUCUGAACACACCUGGGUGGUCUUCACUUGCUCUCCCUCUACAACAUUGCCUCAGUCUUCAGUGCAAGGCUAGCGUUAGUCAGGGUGUGCAAAGGGAACACAUAGCAUUUUCUAGCUCAUCCAAUGCAGGCCCACUUUGCCCUUUGUCUUUUACCGACUGUGUGCACCCAACAUCAGUUUGUUAUUGAUGAAUAAUUACAGUGACAGUGGCAGUUGGCCGUAUCAUAAUUUAUAAGGAGGAAUCCUACUGUCAAACAACACAUUCAUUGAUUUUUAUUUUUUUUAAGUGUCCAUGAACUUGCGAACACAUUCUGCUUUAUCUGCAUUAUUUUAUGAUGCACAGGCAGAGAAACCUCAACAAAUGCCCACUGUGUAUCAGUGCGUGAGCAAACUGGAGUAACCAAUAAUCAACCCACUGUAACAGAUGGAAUCCUCUUGUCCUUUGUCGAUGUAUCCUCUUCUGUGGGAAACAUUUGAACCACACAAAUACAUUAACUUUACACACGUUACACUUAAUCCUUUCAUUGUCUUUUUUCCUCUCCCAAUUUUCAAGCAUAACACUGUCCUGUUGCACCUGUCCACCUCUGUGGGGACACUUGUGUGAGGGAAAUCUGAAAUCUUGUGUCACAGCACCGAAGCACAGCAGACAAGUAGAAGUAGAAGCUGGUCGACAAUUAUAAACCAAUAAAAACGAAUGUGAAUUCAGAGCUCCUCAAAGUACAAAAAGCUAUAACUUUUUCAUUAUUAUUUCAUAUUUGAAGUGUCAGUAUUUGUCAGUGACACCUUUGGCAGUAGUUACAGCCUGAACUCUGUGUGUGAGAUGCAUGAGUUGAAACUUGUUGCUGAACUCGAGAUAACUCAAGUGAAAUACAGAAUGUCCAUUUCAAACACCAGCUGGGGUUAACCCGCGUCUCUGCUGCAUCUGCAUUAGAGAUGGGCAUGGUUAUUCUCUUACUCAAUUGAUUAUAAAAUGUUAAUCAGUUAAUAUGGCUAUUGGUGAGCAUAUUAAAACGAUAUGUUACUAAGUGACUGAUUCAUCAGUCUCUUUAUUUUAGGUGAUUGUUUUGAAAGUUAAUUUAAGUCCUGUUUUCUUGAUCUGAGCUUCUAAUUGCAUCCAGUCAGUCAGUGAUUUAAAAGAUAACAAAAAAAUGAAGGAAGGCUGAAUACUUCAAGGCCAUAAAGUGUGUUCCUCUUCUUCAGGUAAAGAGGUGAGAGUUGGGUGUCCGUUGGUUGUGAAAAGCAAAUGCUGCAUAAUUAAUGAAAGCAGUUGGCAGCCAGUGCCGCUGCUCCAUCUUCCAUCCCUGCUGCCUGUUCUUUGUUACACUGCAGGGUGAAAGGUUUUCUCUUUGCUUACAUAAGCUUGAGGCCGACUUAUUUUCUCCAAAGGUAUAAGCCUUAAUAUUCUCACUGCUACAGAGACAAAAGAAGUGUUCUGAUAAGUGAUGUAAAGCAUAAAAAGAUGGUUGAAAAACAACUGUAAAUAGAGAUGUAAUUAAAGGCUAAACCAAUAAAACUUCCUUUUGAAAAAUA
Messenger RNA from Solea senegalensis (Senegalese sole), 2758 nucleotides. It is a transcript of the gene poldip2, whose product is annotated as polymerase (DNA-directed), delta interacting protein 2. NCBI's taxonomy places the organism in Eukaryota, Metazoa, Chordata, Actinopteri, Pleuronectiformes, Soleidae. Gene Ontology annotation, molecular function: DNA binding. Gene Ontology annotation, biological process: error-free translesion synthesis. The coding region runs from base 55 to 1188 and encodes 377 amino acids. The record is from RefSeq and is a predicted model, not a curated record. Gene Ontology annotation, cellular component: mitochondrial nucleoid; nucleus. The transcript is spliced from 11 exons.